UACACUUUUACUUGCGUCCGGUCUGCUGGCGGGUGCACUUUCUUCCACCGCAGUCGCACCACAGUCUCCGUAACAAUUGUCGCUUCCGUCGCUAUUUCAUCCGUCACCAACUCAUCACCGUUUCGAACCAUAUACAAUUGUUUAUGUCGAUAAGUUGAGCGAGGUGAACAUUACGACGUCCCACGCGAGUUUAUGGUGCGCGACUGUCGACGAUGCGGCCGCCGCAGCUGCAGCUGCUGCACGUCCUUUUCUGCUUCACGUAUAUCACGGUGGUCACUCCCUUGGUGACAAUCGACAAACAUGCGAAACCAGUCACGAAUGAUCAUUACGACACCGGAAUUCUUCCACCACCGGUCAAUUCUUCCUCGUCGACCAGUCACCGUGAUAAGAGGAUAUUCUUUGAUGAUCUUUUUGGAUCAGUUAGUUAUGAACCGGAAGAAAAAUUAACGAUCGAAAAUUGCACAUGCAAUUGUGGAGUAUCUAAUCAAGAAAUCCGCAUAGUAGGCGGACGACCCACUGGAGUGAAUAGAUACCCUUGGGUGGCUAGGCUUGUUUAUGAUGGCCAUUUUCAUUGCGGAGCAUCGCUCAUCAAUAGCGAUUACAUACUUACAGCUGCUCAUUGUGUGCGGAAGCUAAAGAAAUCAAGAAUUCGUGUAAUAUUAGGUGAUCAUGAUCAAAGCACAACAUCUGAUGGUGAAACAAUUACUAGGAUGGUAGCAUCUAUAGUUCGACAUCGAAAUUUUGAUGUAAAUUCGUAUAAUCAUGACGUUGCCUUAUUAAGGUUACGAAAGUCAGUACCAUUUUCCAAAGCAAUUCGUCCCAUAUGCUUACCCGCGUCUACUCGAGAACCAUCCGGAAAAAUGGGAACAGUAGUUGGUUGGGGACGAGUAUCCGAAGGUGGUUCCCUAGCCAAUAUUGUGCAGGAAGUUCAAGUACCUAUCUUGUCUUUGGCACAGUGUAGAGCGACGAAAUACCGACCGCAGAGAAUUACUAAUAAUAUGAUUUGUGCCGGAAGAGGCGUGGAGGAUUCUUGCCAG
This is a messenger RNA of Daktulosphaira vitifoliae (grape phylloxera), 1037 nucleotides long. RefSeq names its product putative serine protease 46. The annotation marks the transcript as partial. The transcript has 5 exons. Gene Ontology annotation, biological process: proteolysis. Lineage: Eukaryota; Metazoa; Arthropoda; Insecta; Hemiptera; Phylloxeridae. The record is from RefSeq and is a predicted model, not a curated record. Gene Ontology annotation, molecular function: serine-type endopeptidase activity.